Phacochoerus africanus (Common warthog) is the source of this 1590-nucleotide messenger RNA. It is a transcript of the gene SYNE4, whose product is annotated as spectrin repeat containing nuclear envelope family member 4. Lineage: Eukaryota; Metazoa; Chordata; Mammalia; Artiodactyla; Suidae. Gene Ontology annotation, cellular component: meiotic nuclear membrane microtubule tethering complex; nuclear outer membrane; nuclear envelope. The transcript is spliced from 8 exons. Bases 358 to 1551 code for a protein of 397 amino acids. Gene Ontology annotation, biological process: establishment of epithelial cell apical/basal polarity. The record is from RefSeq and is a predicted model, not a curated record.
UUUGAAGGCGCGGGCCCUGGAUGGGUCACAGAGUGGAGAAGAAUCCAGGGCUCUUGGGAGGGCGGGGUUAUAUCUGGAUACCCCUUCCGGGCGUGGGGUGAGCUUGGGAGGUUCAGCUACUGGUCCACUAGGGAGGAAGGAGUUAAGUGGUGCUGCUGUCACCUGAGCUGGGCAUCAAAUUACCUGGGUCCAGUGUUCCACCUGGAAGGAGGUGGCGCUGAGCCUGCUGCCCCUGGGCUUCUGGCUGCCUCUGCCUGGCUGAGUCCUGCUGAGGAGGUCUAAGCGGAUACCCCCCCCCCCCGCUAGAAAAAGGGCUCCUACUGGGGAUCCUGACUCUCUGUCCCUAGCCUCCCAAAUAUGGCCUUGCCCCCACCCCUGGACCCUAGACCCACCUCAGAGCCCUUCAGCCACGCCCCUGGAGCCCCUAGGGAACUGGAUGCUGCUGGAUACGCCAUCUGCCCGGCGUCUGGAAAGGAGAGAAUAAGGUUGGAACAGGCCCAGAAGCUGGGGCAGGACCCCUUGGACCCUCCCGAGCCCUUCCAGGGUGGCCUGAGGGGCACUGAGCCAACGCCCGCUUCUCAUGAGGACUCAGCUGGGGCCAAAUGCCGUGAGCGCCCCAUCUCUGGCUGGGAGGUGUUGGAGGCUGAGCAGGACAGCCUGCAUCUUUGCCUUCUGGGGCUGGGCCUCCUGCUGCAGGACCUGGAGCGAGGCCUGGCACCCUGGGCAUCAACCCGGAGAGGGAUGGUCCAGCUGCAGACCCUCCAGGCAGACCUACGUGGGACAGCUGAGCAUCUGGAUGCACUGCUGGUGUUCGGUGAGAGGCUGGUGCAGCGGAGUGAGCCUCAGGCCCAGGCCUCCCUGGAGCAGGUCCUGAGGGCCUUCAGAGCCCACCGAGACAGCAUCUUCCGGCAGCUGUGGCGGCUGCAAGCCCAGCUGGUCAGCUACAGCCUGGUAUAUGAGGAGGCCAGCACAAUGGAGCAGGACUUGGAGGUCGAGGGGGACUCAGACGGGCCAGGACCUGGUGGGGUCUGGGGGCCCUGGGCACCCAGUAGCCUCCCCACUCCCGCAGAGUUGGAGUGGGACCCAGCGGGGGACGUUGGGGGCCUCGGGCCUUUGGGACGAAGGACGGCCUGGACACCAGGGGCUCCCUGUGAGCUGUGUGGCCACAGGGGCCCCCAGGGCAGGGGACAGUGGCUUGAGGUGAGAGCAGGACCACACCCCUCUCUCCCCCGACAGGACAUGCUCAGGUCAGGCCUCAGCCACCGGAAACACUUUGCAGGUCACCGAAGACGCUCCUUGCUCCAGAAGUCUCGGGACAAGAUGAGACAAGCAUCUCCCGAUCUUCAGGAUGUGCUAUUGGAAGUAGACCCUGGAGCCUCUGCUCCUACCUCCAGGCGGCCCCUGACCUUCCUCCUUCUCCUCCUCCUCCUUCUCCUGGUGGGUGCCACCUUGCUUCUGCCCACAUCAGAGGGCUCCUGCUGCUCUCCUGCACGACUGGCCAGGACACCUUACUUGGUGCUCAGCUAUGUCAAUGGGCCUCCCCCAAUCUGAGUAUACGCCCUAGACAUGCAAUAAAUGGUCACUGCCGAA